Molecule: messenger RNA, 3864 nt
Organism: Malaya genurostris
Lineage: Eukaryota; Metazoa; Arthropoda; Insecta; Diptera; Culicidae
Product: cytokine receptor-like
Exons: 2
Coding region: 463-3813 (1116 amino acids)
Cellular component (GO): membrane
Molecular function (GO): protein binding; cytokine receptor activity
Source: RefSeq, a predicted model, not a curated record
CCUGCGAGUCACUAUAAUCCGGGGUCUGCGCGAUCAUCUUCCAUUUGCCGUCACUCACUCACAGCAGUUAUAAUUUUUAACAGCAAAACAGUGAGCGUUUGUUGUUGGGUUGAUAUUUUCUUGUUUUUAUUAAGUGUGUUUCAAUUUUCGACGUCGAAUCGUCAAACCAAGUAAUGAUUUGAGAGCAAAAUUCCGAGAAUCUGCAAACGCUUUCGAACAGUGGGAGGCCUAGCAGUUGAGCUAUGUUCUAACGUUGUGUGCCACAGCCACACAACCGCAACUGACAGUAUGAUAUUCAAGAUAAAGCAAAAACAAGCGGUUUCCAGGAAUCUCAUGAAUUGAUACAGUUCUGUAGAAAAGAAAAAUGUUUUCUGCGCUUUACGUGUUUUUCUGUUCUUUUUGAGCAAUACAAACUCUGUCUCUCUAGAAUUACUCUAGUAUUAGCUGUUUUAAAUGUGAAAUAUGGAAGAUUAUCGGAUAUCAACAUUUUUACUAUUCCUGUGUAUUUACUCCGUACUGGGCCUAGGAUGGAUCUCGCCACAAACGCCCAUUUAUAGAUUGGUGAAUCAAUCGUAUAGCAUAAACUGCACCUUGAAUCGAUCGGACCCCGAAACGUACCAGUUCACCAGUAGCGAUUUAAUGUUCUAUAUAAAAGAUGUUCCUGUGCCACGGCAGUAUGUUAAAAUUGUUAACGAAACAUCCAUCCAAUUAAAUGUGCACAAUUCGUCGGUCAAUGCGCUACAGUACAUAUGCAAGUUGAACAACUCGAAGGGUGUGGACAUGCGAAGCGUUUUAAUCGGCUACAAACCGUACAACGUGACAAAUUUCAAAUGCCGAUCGGAGAAUUGGCAAAAGAUGAACUGUUCCUUUCAGCAAGCGUACAAUCCCAUUCCGACGAAGUAUGAUCUGAGCUUUCGCUUCGACACAUCGCCCGUGGACUUUACCUGUCCACUGGAGGGCCAAUUCAACAACACUUGGAAGUGUUCGGUCGAUUUGGACUCGUCGUACCGGCAAUCGCAUGAGUUGUAUUAUUUUGUGCUGGAAUCAACGAACAUAUUCGGAACGAACCGACAGGAAUUUGUGGUCAACAAUUUCAACAAUGUGAUCCCGGAAGCACCGUCGGAGUGUAUGGUUAGUAACGUUACUUCGAGAAGUGCCAUCCUACACUGGUCAAUUUCAUAUAAGCUGCAAACGUUCAAGAGAGAUUUCACGUUUCAAGUAAAAAUAUUAUCAAGUUUCGAUAACAAAAUAUGGAAAUUCAUGAAUGUAAGCAAGAUAACGAAAUCGUUAACCAAUUACACGCUACCGCUGGAAAGUUUGGACUUUGCUGACACACGGUACGAUGUUCGGAUUCGAAUGAAAACGGCAACGGCUGAUGACAUCGAGGAAAUGUGGUCCAACUAUUCCAGCUGUUUGUUUAAUACUCUACCGAGAAGACCGGACAGUCCGCCGGAGGUGGCAUUGGGUGGUUUUGAAAUUAACGUCUACAACGAUAUUUUCGUUUACUGGAAGGAAGUGCCGAAAAGUAGACACAAUGCGGCCAAUGGAUUCCAGUAUAAGAUCACCAGUAUCACCCGGAACGGGUUCCCGGUUAGUAACGUAAUCGAAGGUCGAAACGGCAGUACGAUGCUGCAGUUUCGCAAUAUGACCGAUGGCAAUUAUACAUUCGAAAUACGUAGCUCGAACAGCGAGGGUGAUUCGUUGAAGCACAGCGAAUUGUUUAUACCGAGUCGAGAUUAUCGCGUCCCGAAACCGGAAAUCACCAAACUACUGUCCGAUUCCGGGAGGUAUUUGCUCUCGUGGAAAGCAGUUCCGGAGCACAUUGCGAAGGUAACCUCGUACACGGUGCUGUGGUGCAACUCGAGCAGUAAUUCUCCGAAUGAUUGCAACGGAUCCAUCAACUUUGACUAUGUGGAUGGGUCUAAAAAUAGCUACGAGCUGAAUAAUGUAAGUUCGACGUUGAAUUUCGCUGUAGCUGCCAAUUCCGGGAAUGUUUCCUCCGGAAUGGUUUGGGCAUCAUGCACGGCUACACAGAAGAAUGACAUUGGCAAACUGAAGACCAUCUGGAUACCGGCCAUGCAGUCAACUUACAUUGAUUUGGAAUGGAAAUUGGAGUGUGGCGAUAGUGCCAUAGUGGAAGGUUACAACAUCAUCUACUGUCCGAUCAAUUCGCCUCGUGAUCAGAGUUGCAAAGACCCGGAGAAAUCGCUCAACAUUACCGGAAUUACUUCGCACCGGAUCAGUGGCUUGAAACCGUAUGUUACGUACAAAAUUCAGGUGGCAAUGUAUUCGAAAAAUAGGAUCGGUCCACGCAGUGAUCCACUUUUUAAUACAACACUGGAAGCGGCACCAUCGCCACCGAGGGAUUUGGUUUACAAGGAAAUCCGGAAUGAUUCGGUUACACUGCACUGGAAAGCUCCCCUUCAAAUUAACGGCGGUAAGAUGAACUAUGAAGUGUGGUACAACCAUUUGCACACUAAAGUUUACACGAAAAAUUACACCCACGAUGUCACUUACACCCUGCGUGAUUUGGAACCAUUCUCGAACUACAAAAUAAUCGUCCGUGCUUACACCAUUAGCUAUUCGAACAAUUCCAAUUCUCUCGAUAUCAUAACGGAAAUUGGUACCCCAGGGACGAUCCACCAACCGGGAUCGUUGGAUCUGAACGAUACGAAACUGUCGAUUGUGUGGCAACCACCGGAACGGAAAGCCGGUUGCAUUGAGUAUUAUGAACUGAAAAUUAAAACAAACGCACAGAGCGAAGAAGCGGUCACGGUGACGCGCGUUCAAGGGAACCGUUGUCGACUUUCGCGGCCUAUUUGCCAGCAUGGUUCGAUAGAUUUUAACCGUACGGACAAGUAUGAAUUUAUGGUACGCGCGGUGAAUGUAAUUCUCAGUCCCCACGCCCCCAACUACACGGUGUGGAACAAACUGCAUUGCAGUGAAAAACAUUCCUUCUAUUCGGACCAUGCGGUCGGCAGUUCGCAUCACUACUACAGUCCGUAUCCUGGCAUAGCAGCGGAAUGUGAACUGCAUGGUCGGGAGGCUCCAUCCAUCAACUGGACUAGCAUCGAUCAAUAUGCCACCAUUUUGUACGGCGAGUGGUCAAAACCACUGGUCCACUGGUGUAACUACGGCCCGGAACAGUCGCUGUCGGUGGUGCUGUUCCAAUUCAUAACCCCAUUCUUUGCCCUCACCGUACUAAUGGUGUGCACUUACAAGAUAAUGAAGAAAAUGAAACGCAUCAAGGACAUUCAGGUGGUCCUACCCGAGGCACUGAAGGAGAUUGUGGCUGACAAUGCCAUCAAAUGGAAAGAUCACGAUAACUAUCACGAAUUUUCGGACAGCAUCCAUGAUCACAGUUUGCUGCCACCGGUUUCCGGUCACGGUAGAUACACGGACACGAACACUCGCGUUCUUCCGGAAGAUACGGCAAGUGUCGGAUCGAUGGAGGAAAACGAAGAACUGGCACCACAGGACAUCAAUCUGCUGAUGCUUUCCGAUGAUGACAAAUCGCAACAUCAUCUAUCGAUCGACAACGCAUUGCCGGAACAACCGAAGGCAGCGGUGGCGGUGGAAUCAACUGUGAAACCGAAAAGUACGCCACCGGUGGUCAACAUUGCUGCCCCCUCCGGAUACGUUUCAGCUCCGAUGCCCAAGCACACCACCAAUGGAUAUGUGUACGCACCUAGAAGUAAGACCUCUCCGCUUGAUUAUAAACACCCGAAACUGCUGGUACCCACCGAUGCCGAUGUCAUUUCCGGGUAUGUAACACACAAACAGCUGUCCGAUUAUGGCCACAAGGUUCAGUAGCAAGUAUUGAAUGAAUUGUAUUGUGCAUAAAAUUAUAAGAAUAAAUAAAAA